Molecule: messenger RNA, 981 nt
Organism: Guillardia theta CCMP2712
Lineage: Eukaryota; Cryptophyceae; Pyrenomonadales; Geminigeraceae
Exons: 10
Coding region: 1-981 (326 amino acids)
Cellular component (GO): membrane; cytoplasm
Source: RefSeq, a predicted model, not a curated record
AUGGCGGAGAGCAGGUCAGCAGUCAAGAAGAGCUCGGCGACCCAGAUCCAAAGGGACCUGGACGUCCUCGUCACCCUCAAGCUUCAAGAUCGAGCCAUGACGACCGAGAUCACAACUUCUCCCGGUGACAUGUCCUCGUCAGCAAACAUCCCUCUUCCCCGCGUCCCGUUCCCCAGCGAUGCUCUGCAGCGAGAGCAUAACGCCAUGCGCUUCCCCGAGCGCCUUGAGUUCGGCCAUGGCGUGGAGGGACACCAGGAGGACAGCAGAGAAAUUCAGUUUUCCAUUAGAGGGACGGCAGGGCAAUCCUCCCUGAUGUCAACGAGCAAUGCAGGGGAGCCGAGCGAUGUCAGGCAGCGGAAUGUGGCAGGGGAAAAGGCGGCGAAGGAGGGGCGGAGGGUGAUAGAAGUGUCGGACAACAACGUCUGGUUGGCAUUAUGGCAGAAGUAUGUGAACGCGAACAAGACGCAUCCUCUCAGGACAAAGUGCUUGACGACAGGAGUCCUCAUGGCUACGGGGAAUUGUGGAGCGCAGGCAAUCAUGAUGAUGAAAGGGAAGCAGAAGGGCUUCAUCUAUCGCAAGCUGCUUGCCUUUGUUUUCUUCGGCACUUUCCUCAGUGGUCCUAUGGGACAUGCAUGGCUGAAAUUUCUCAACGGCCAUAAAGUGAGGAUCAAGGGUCAACUUCUUAUCUUAUACAAGAUCAUCCUUGACAGAUUUCUAUACGGGCCAAUGUUCAAUGCGAUCAUGAUGAGUUUUGUAUACAAAAUUUCGGGUCAGAGUUGGAAGGGAGUGUUUGAGAGCUUGAAGAAAACAUUUUGGGCAGCACAGGUUUUGAACUGGAAGAUUUGGCCGAUUGCGCAAUACAUCAACUUUAACUUCAUUCCGCCAGAAUUGCAGGUGUUGGACCCUUAUACUCUCCCUGCAGAUGAGCUAGGGAGUAGCUGGACAAGGAUGGGAGAGAAUUAUUAUGAGAUGCGAACAUAA